AUGACAAAACCAGUGGUAACUCGAAUAUUUAACUCAACACGAGCUCAAAGAUAUCAUCAUAAUCUUGAAAGUUUGCCGGAAAUUAAAUCCGUUAGUUUGCUAACUCUGCCAAAAGUUCUCACAGCUGUUGGCUUAUUUGCGGCAGUCGUCACAGUUGUCGUUGUUCCAACGGUUGUCUUGCGAAAAGGUUCAAACAAGAGUGAUACAUUAACCGACAUAACACCUGGUUAUACAGAAUAG
This is a messenger RNA of Didymodactylos carnosus, 240 nucleotides long. The record is from the annotation of a GenBank genome assembly. Lineage: Eukaryota; Metazoa; Rotifera; Eurotatoria; Philodinida; Philodinidae.